GAGAAAUCAGUCGAUUCCAAUCAGUCCACGAGCGAACUUGCCUCCAAGUAUACUAAGAGUUAUCCACUACGAUUAUGGGAUUGAAACUUAGAUGGUUUCGAAGACGAAUUACCUUCGAAGGAAUUCCGUCAGCUCCGGAACGCACUAGCCGCAAAAAACAGCACGAUACCGGAAUCACCGUUAUCGGAGUUUAUCGACAAAGCGUCAACUACGAAGACUACGUUGAACCCUCCAGGUCAUCAUACUGGAUGCCAACAAAUCAGCCCAUUGUCACGGCCGCAAUCAGAAAACCCACCACGUCCACAGAAAUAACUUCUCCUGCUCAUUCGUCAUCACAAACAACAACAUCAUCUGCCAAACGUCGACACGAACAACCUGUUGAUAAGAUAUCACCAUCAACACGCGUCACUUCAGAGCCGCAACUCAAUGGGCGAAUUGCUACCCCUCCGGAGCCAUCGUAUUCACCGCCGCAGCCGCCCAUCAGGCGAGGCCUUACCAAGACUAAAUCUACUCCGAAUGUAUUCACGGAUGAUGGGGUCACAGCAAGUAGCCGACUGGAAAUCACUCGAUCGAUAGAAGUACUCCACGAUGAGGGACGUAAACCGGUUUUGCCUGCAAUCAGACAUAACACCUCUAGCAAGGCCGUUCCGCAUGUCUCAAGGGAGCAGUCUACGACGUUUGGGAAGGUUCGAAGCACAUCACGUUCACCGUCACCACCAGAAGAAAACAAGGUCGCCGAAGAGUACGAACGAGAUCUAAACGCUGAGGGUUUGAGUCAUCAGUUACAGUCUUUUCGACAGCCAGAAUAUUUCAAUGAAAUUUUGGUAAAAAUUAAUGAAAUGGCAAUAACAGCAAAAUCAUCAGAGCAUAACCAAGCGAGUUCAAUACAUGCUGUGUCACGAAGCCCACCCCAACCGACCAAAGACUGUUGGCCGACGGAGGAUGAUACAGAAGAGUCUUUUGACGACAUUUUCGAGAAAGUGAAAGCCCAUCCUAAAUCGCCACUGCCAGCUGUGAGAACUCUCAGCCCACAACAAUCAGAACAAGGUACAAUAUUUUCCUCAAAUAUCAGCAUACAAAAUAUGGAAGAUAUUUUCGAACCACGUCCACCAGAAAUCAGUAGAGCUGAAUCCACGAACGACAUUCAAUCCACCAUUCCUCAACCCGAGCCACGCACCGCUAGCGUCCCAGAAGCCCAAACGAAACCUCUUAAAUCCAUACUCAAAAAACGAGCACCCGUUCCUCCUGUACAGCAGCAACAACCGGAUCCUCCCAGCCCCGUUAGCGCCACCGUAGUUCCAAUACCGCCUCCACGCUCCAUUCGCAAGGAAGAACCCGUCGUAACGAAGCAAGCCCUAGAGUCCCCAGACAAGGAAGAUGACGACGAUUACCUCAGCUGGAAUAUGGUAGAGCGACACCGAUCCAGCAUCAACCAUACCGUAGCCGGCCGUGUCGAUCCGGACAUUCUGAAGAACGUCCCGAGUAGUCUACAACAAGUGACGGUACCACGCCAGAAGCCUUUCGCUAAUUCACGAGCACUACAGCAGGAGGCGCCACCCCGAACGCUACGAGGAAUGCGCAACCAGCAGCAACAGAGAUCUAGUAACGAAGAUCAAAUCCUAGGCCUUAACAUGGCACGAGAUAGUAUAUCGCGCGAUUCCGAAGCAUCCGCGUAGUUCCUAAGUGUAAUU
Molecule: messenger RNA, 1691 nt
Organism: Wyeomyia smithii (pitcher-plant mosquito)
Lineage: Eukaryota; Metazoa; Arthropoda; Insecta; Diptera; Culicidae
Product: serine/arginine repetitive matrix protein 1-like
Exons: 4
Coding region: 75-1676 (533 amino acids)
Source: RefSeq, a predicted model, not a curated record